AUGGCCUCAAACACAAAUGACCCCUCCAAUGGUUUGCUAAUCAACUUACCAAAAAAUGGCAACUUGCCAUUCUGCAGCCAUCGACGCGCAAAUUUGCGCGGCUCGUUCCGCUUGCCAUCGCGAGAUCCCGACGCCGUGGCCUCCUCUCCCGCGCGAGUGAAUUUUCAUCGUCGGUUCCCGCUGUCGUUCCGGGGGAAGUUCUUGCCCGGUAAUAACAACAAGCAGGGAGGCAACGAGAAGAAGUGUUCAAAGAAGCGGGGGAUGGACGCAGCAGACGACGUCGUCUACGGCAUGUCCAGGGCGUCGUCGGCGCUGCUGAGCUCCGCGUCGUCGCUGGACUCGAACACAUCAUCGGCGUCGUCGUCGUCGUCGGCGUCGUCUCGCUCAUCCACGGCCUCGUCCUCGCCGUCGGUCUCGGGGGUGCUUUACCCGCCGGCGGUCAAGCGGCAGGCGAGUAAUAAUAAGAGGCCCGCGUCGUCGUCCCCGGCGGCGGGCGCGGCUGCCGUGGUGCUGUGCCUCCUCAUGGUGGUGUUCUGCGGCCGCGUCGGGGCCACGCUGCUCACGUCCACGGCGCUCUACCUCUUCCCGCGGCGGUGGCGGCCCGCGACGACGACGCGUAAGGAGAAGAAGGGCGCCGUCGACUCGCGUCAUCGUCAAGCGUCGCCGAGGAAGAGGAGACGGCGGAGAGGAAGGUGGUUAUGGAGGGGUCCUCGGUGA
This is a messenger RNA of Sorghum bicolor (sorghum), 717 nucleotides long. Its product is annotated as putative protein TPRXL. NCBI's taxonomy places the organism in Eukaryota, Viridiplantae, Streptophyta, Magnoliopsida, Poales, Poaceae. The coding region runs from base 1 to 717 and encodes 238 amino acids. The record is from RefSeq and is a predicted model, not a curated record. The transcript has 2 exons.